Molecule: messenger RNA, 999 nt
Organism: Penicillium lagena
Lineage: Eukaryota; Fungi; Ascomycota; Eurotiomycetes; Eurotiales; Aspergillaceae
Exons: 6
Cellular component (GO): cytosol
Molecular function (GO): aldose reductase (NADPH) activity
Source: RefSeq, a predicted model, not a curated record
AUGACAGUGAAGCAAAGCCCCAAUCGAGUGUUCAAGCUCAACAAUGGGACCGCCAUUCCUGCCAUUGGUUUUGGAACCUGGAAAUCUGCGCCUAAAGAUGCCUACGAUUCAGUGAAGUGUGCACUGCAGGCAGGAUAUAGACACAUCGACACUGCCUUUAAUUACGGCAAUGAGGAAGAGGUGGGAAGGGCUAUCAAAGACAGUGGCGUGCCCCGGGAAGAGAUAUUCCUAACAACCAAACUAUGGAGCACCUAUCAUAGUCGUGUAGAAGAGAACUUGGAUCUGUCCCUGCGUCGACUUGGGGUGGAUUACGUCGACCUUUAUCUCAUGCACUGGUACGCGUCCGAAGUUGUUCUGACGCAGGCUCUACUAGAGAGUCAAUUGUUGCUGAUAUGUGAGCAGGCCCGUUGCUAUGAAUCCCAAUGGCACCCCCCUAUAUUCCCACUGCUGCCAGAUGGAACCCGUGAUCUCCAAUUAGACAGACAUUUCACUUCUACUUGGAGCGACAUGGAAGCACUGCUGCAAACCGGCAAAGCUCGCUCUAUCGGGGUCGCAAAUUUCGAUGUCCACAAUCUCGAAGUCCUCAGGAACGAAUGUACCGUUACGCCUGCUGUCAAUCAGGUCGAGCUUAAUCCCUACUUCCAGCAACAGAAACUGAAAGACUACUGUGAUGCCCGAGGGAUUCACGUUACAGCAUAUUCACCACUUGGAUCUGCUGGGUCUUCGCUCAAAUCGGAGCCAUCUAUCUUAGAGCUUGCUAAAGUUCACUCUUGCGACCCUUGUGCUAUCAUCCUCUCCUGGGGAGCGCAAAAGGGCCACAGUGUCAUACCGAAGGUAAACCCACCCGUUGCGCCUGUUGAGCACUCAAUCACGCCCUCUCGCAUCAAGAACAAUUUCCUUGCGAUCAGCAUCCGCCUCACAGAAGAGGAAAUGGCACAAAUCGGGGGCCUCGAGAAAGGACUUCGAUUGUGUAAUCCUCCAUGGGGUAUAAAAGUAUUU